Pocillopora verrucosa is the source of this 1819-nucleotide messenger RNA. RefSeq names its product chromo domain-containing protein cec-1-like. Gene Ontology annotation, molecular function: chromatin binding. Gene Ontology annotation, cellular component: PRC1 complex; chromatin. Lineage: Eukaryota; Metazoa; Cnidaria; Anthozoa; Scleractinia; Pocilloporidae. Gene Ontology annotation, biological process: negative regulation of transcription by RNA polymerase II. The record is from RefSeq and is a predicted model, not a curated record.
CACAAACAUCACUUCCCAGCGGAUACUGCGACAUGAAUCGGCCUGGUAAAAACAACGGUAUAUACGCGGCCGAAACGAUCCUGAAGCGAAGAGUUCGUGAGGGAAAAGUCGAGUACUUUAUCAAAUGGAAAGGAUAUUCACAGAAGUACAACACAUGGGAACCAGAGGAAAAUGUCUUAGAUCCACGAUUACUGAGGGCUUUUCGACAACGAUUAACAGCGAGAAAGGGAAAGUUUAAAGGCAAGAAAAAGAAAAUGCUUGUGUCUGAGGAAAACCCGGAAGAGCCAGACAGUUCUUCUGUGGAUGUUGAAAACGUCACCAGCGUCAAUGAUCAUGAAAGUGAUAGCGAAAUUGAUGAAUCGUCUCGCGAGGUUGAUCCGCCGCCCGCGAAGCGACGACGGCGUCGGAAAAAACGAAACUUACCGAAGGUAAACGAAAGUACUGGCGAAGCUGUUCCGUCUCUUGAGGUUGAAACCACAGUCCCUCUCGCUGAAACCGAAGUAGGUGAAAAAACUGCAGAGGUCGAAAUUACGGAAUCCGAAGAAAAAUUUCCUGAUAAAGCGAGUGAAGACAAAACUGCUGAGUCGAAUUCGAAUAUCGAAGAAACUCCCUUGAAAGAAAUUGCACCGUCCACCUCCGUUGUGAGUGAAUUAGACACCACUCCUUGCAACGCGGGUUGUAGUAGCAGCUCAAAGACAGACGUACUCGAAACUCCACUACCUGAAAAACCUCCGGUGAUCGAGAGAGACAAUCAACCCAAACCGAGCACCGCUGAUGUCCCCACGGUAUCCACCAGCCCCCCUUCGUCAUCGCGACACGAAGUUCCGCCCCCAGCAGCCCCCACGGAAAUGAAAAACACCCCGGUGAUACCGCGGUACUCGCGAUUUGAAUUUUUAGCAAACAGCAUGAUUAUCACAGAUGUGACAACAGAAAGAGGAACAGUGACAGUAAAGGAAUGUUCUGCUUACGAGGGGUUUUAUGGCCCCGAACCGGACCGAUCAGGCUAAAACGAACCCGAGGGAAUCGAAUGAAAGGGAACAAAAAAAAAAAAGAAAUGUUUUAGUGCAGUUGAGUCUUGGUAACGGGAACCGUUAAAGAGGAUCAUUAAAGGUUCGAGGUACAGAAAGAGGGGCAGACGUGAUUGAAAUGCCUACCAAAUUAGUGAGGAAGACAAGGUUUUCGUCACAUGAUCGGUAUAAAACUGAUGAAAAGUGUUUUUAAUCAGUUUCAUUACAAAGACACGUUUGAAAGGUACAGAAAGAGGGGCAGAAGUGAUUGAAAUGUCUACCAAAUUAGAGAAGACAAGGUUUUCGUAACAUGAUCGGUAUAAAACCGAUUAAAAGUGUUUUUAAUCAGGUUCAUUACAAAGACACGUUUAAAAACGUAAGGAAAAUAAGCUAACAAAACGAGACAGCUGACUUGAAUCGAAUACUGUAGCGCACUCUAACUUAGAGAGUCGAGACAUUGAGGGCAAAGUUGUAAAGAAAGUGACCUGCAAAACAGUGAUUUUUCAGUUAACGUGUAUUAAGGGUACGGGUUACCAAGAGUCGACUGCACAAAGGAAGGAUUAAAUGUAGUUAAGCAUUUCCUUUAUUUAUUCGUUGUGCAUGAAAGCCAUAUUUACAUUUGAACAUAAAAUUGUUGACAAUGAAACCCGCAUCGAAAAGAGAUUCUUUUACUGUAGGUAGAAACUUAAAUUAAAAGCAGACGUUAUAAUGCGGAUAAGCAAUAAAUUAUGAAAAAAGAAGAAGGAUUUGUCUCAAGGAUAUUACCGGGAGAUUCUUGGUUUGUAAGUUAUGCAAAUUAUUAAACAAUACGA